UUCCCAGCCGGAGACGAGAGAGAGAGGCGCUCGGCCAAAGCCAACGGAACGCUUACCGCAACAUGUCGGAGCCGAAAUACCGACAAUGGAUCCUAGAAACCAUCGACUCCCUGCGCUCGAGAAAAGCCCGACCGGACCUGGAGAGGAUCUGCCGAAUGGUGCGAAGGAGACACGGCUCAGACCCGGACCAAACCAGGGCUGAACUAGAAAAACUGAUCGAGGAGCAAACUGUGCUCAAAGUUAGCUACAAAGGCUCCAUUUCUUACCGGAAUGCCGCAAAAGUGCAAAGAAAAUGCCGUAAGAGAAUGGAGCAAAACAGCGGCAGUGGCGAGUCGGUGCGCGAACCAACCAAACACGCCAACGGCGACAGCGCGCACAGUUUCACGGACCACGGAGAAUGCGAGGAUAGGCAUCCGGAGGACAGAGGGGUGAGUCCGUGCCCUGACCACCUGCCCCAAACCUCGCUUUCCACUCUUGAAAGGGGAGAAAAGGAUUUACCGCAACCUAGCGGAAACCGUUUUAGUUGUGGCGCAACGGGCAGCUCUGUCGGGAGCGUCAAAGCAAGUGCAUCGAAAGACGACAGAUUAAUCGCUCGGGCGGGAGGAAGCGGCUCCGCACUCCGCGGCGAUGCUUCAAGUGCGUGCAAACGGCCCGACGGAGAAAACACGCUCGGUGUCGGCCACGAGGAGGGCAGUGAUGACCAGGAACAGAAAACUUGCUCGAGCGUCAACAGUCCGCCUCCGAGAAACAAGCUCCCCGCGUCCCCCAAACCCAAGGGGUCUGGGACGCGCUCCUCGGAGACCAGCGCUGAUUUAGGCGACCGGCUGGUUGUUGCGGUCCGAAGUCUGUCCGAGAGUCUCCGACGGGGCCACGCACCACUGGCGCUGAAAGAGAUCCUCGGUUACCUAGGCACGCAAAGCGGGAUGCCCGGGGAAAAGCUGACCCGCAAUCGCGUCAAAGUGGUGCUGGAGCGCGAGAUUGAGAUGGGUCGCCUGCGCAGGAGCCGCCUCGGCCACAUCACUCUUCCCGCGAGGGGGAUGGGGGCGGCCAAGCCGUCCGCGCGGCUCCUGAAGAGCGCACUGCAGGACGGACAUCUCGCGAAAAAGGAAGAGGUGAAGGAGGAAGAACGAAUAGAGACAGAGGGUGAGGAGGAUGGAACGAAGAAAAAUGCAGUGAGCACAGCUGAGGAUGUUCCCAAGACCAUUACUGAUGAGGGUCCCACAGGUGUCGAAGCGUGCACGGACCCCAUCUCAACUGACAUGGAAGUUGAGGCUGAUAAUGGCAACAGUUUUCUAAUGACGUCUGAGGGGAAACCCCAGAUAACUUCGCCACUGGAGUCAUCAAACCAGUGCGCCGUACAGCAGGAAGUCGAUGUGGGUGGAAGUGAAGAGCAGACAGUGUCUGUAGAGUCUGAGGAUGCUGGUUUUGAGAACAGUGCAGUUACACCUGAUCAGCUACAUCCUAGCACAGAGGAUAAUGUAAUUGUGACGUCAGACACUGUAAAGGCUCCACUGUCAAUUCCUAUAAGAAACUUUGUGUGUGUUGUAUUUUCAUCAGGUUCAGGCUGUAAGAUGGAAGUGUCGUCAUGUCUGCUGACUCCCUCUGCCUCUCCAGGAGCAGCCGAGGAACGAGGGAUGAAUGAAGGAAUAGGUGGUUUUGUGAAGUUGGAGUCAAAUGGUUUGAACCCGGCUGACUGGACUGUAGCAGAUGUGGCCAGCUAUUUCACCACAGCUGGAUUCCCGGAGCAAGCCCACGCCUUCAGGACACAGGAAAUCGACGGGAAGUCCCUCCUCCUAAUGCAGAGGAAUGAUGUGCUAACAGGCCUGUCAAUCAGGCUGGGUCCCGCCCUAAAGAUCUAUGAACGUCACGUGAAGAUGUUGCAGAGGACCCACUUCCAAGACGAUGAAUCAUUCUGCUGAUACAGGCACAUGUUUGCUAUUACAAAUGAACUCGUAUGUACAUAAACCAAACAAUAUUAGCUAAUGUUGAGGAUUUUGCUCUUUCUUCAAAGAAAAAACAUUCCAGAGUUCUCACACGCAGUGAGAACUCCCAUGGAUAUUGGGAUUAAGAAUAUUGACAUGAAAAACAUGACUGAAAUUAACAGAACUAAAUGGGAAAACAGGAGCAUAGGAGUUGUUCCCACUGCACCCUUCUUUUUUUUCUUUUUUUGGAAAGACUUUUGGUUCUGUGCAUUUAAAGGGGACAUAUUAUGCCCCUUUUUACCUCAGGUGUCCCCAGAAUGUGUCUGUCAAGUUUCAGCUCAAAAUAACUCACAGCAGUAGCGGAUUUAGGCAUGG
This is a messenger RNA of Myxocyprinus asiaticus (Chinese sucker), 2297 nucleotides long. Its product is annotated as sterile alpha motif domain-containing protein 1-like. The transcript has 7 exons. The record is from RefSeq and is a predicted model, not a curated record. Bases 63 to 1919 code for a protein of 618 amino acids. NCBI's taxonomy places the organism in Eukaryota, Metazoa, Chordata, Actinopteri, Cypriniformes, Catostomidae. Gene Ontology annotation, molecular function: protein binding; DNA binding.